AUGGCAACACCUUCCAGCUUCACAUUGCCAAUGCGGCCUGCGCAGCCUAAGCCACAGAUGAGUGCCAACGACAAUGGCGACAACAACGACAAGGACGCCGAUGGCGCUGAGAUCAACGAUGACAAGGGCAGCGAAGAGCAGGGUAGCGACGACCAAGACAACGAUGACAAGAGCAGCAACGACCAGGGCGGCAACGACCAGGGCAGCAACGACCAGAGCAACCAACGACCAGAGCAACCAACAAAGCUCUGA
This is a messenger RNA of Colletotrichum aenigma, 252 nucleotides long. RefSeq lists its product as uncharacterized. The transcript has 2 exons. The record is from RefSeq and is a predicted model, not a curated record. NCBI's taxonomy places the organism in Eukaryota, Fungi, Ascomycota, Sordariomycetes, Glomerellales, Glomerellaceae. The coding region runs from base 1 to 252 and encodes 83 amino acids.